UUAUAUGAAAAUUUGGAUGCAUCAGUAUCAGUAAUCAGUCCAACAAAAACGAGGGGAAAGAUUUCUGAACUAGAAUUUUGAAAGGCGCCACAACUGAUUUCCUUACACGCGCCGCCGUUAUGGGUUGCUCCGCCUGCAACCCUUUCUCCAUUCCUCACCAACCUCCUUUGCCCUCCUUCCCGCCGUCCCCCACCGGAAGUGUUCUGGGCGCCUCCCCCUUCCGCCGCCGCCGCGCGGACAAACGCUUAGUUCUUAACGUCCACGCUCAUAAACACAAUCGCGUUUCCCACUUCACGCCCCUCAAUUACUCAGCUCCUUCUCGUGACAACAACAGUAACAACAACAGCGGCGGCGGCGGUGGAGGCGGCGGCGGCGGGGAUGAUGGGAGCAGCAAUUUCUUUAAUUUUAACCGGAAUCCGUUUUUUCUCUUGCCUUCUCACUUCGUAUUCACUGGCGAGGAAGACUCGUUUUCCGUAACUCUGCCCAAACACGUCUAUUUAUUACUAAUCACUGCGUCAGCUUCGUUCAGCUAUUUCAUUUUUGCAUGUUCUGAGGCGCGAGCAAAGACUGAUGAUUUAUCGAGAAAUCAUGAGGAAAUCGUGUUUGAGAUUAGGGGUGGGAGGAGGGUUGAGCUGGUGCCGGAUUAUUCGAAGGAUGAGUUCGUCGUUCCUGAAACAAUGUGGUCUUGGUGGUUAAAACGUGGAAACUCUAAAUCUUCGUUGACUUUGGAGGAUGUUUGGAUGAAAUGUAGGGAUCUGGCCACGCGAAUGCUGCUUCCUGAGGGAUUUCCAGACAGUGUUACGAGUGAUUAUCUUGAGUAUUCUCUUUGGAGAGGGGUUCAGGGCAUUGCAGCACAAAUUAGCGGUGUGCUUGCCACUCAGGCUUUGCUUUAUGCUGUUGGAUUGGGAAAGGGGGCAAUUCCAACAGCAGCUGCUGUUAAUUGGGUCCUCAAGGAUGGAAUUGGGUAUCUCAGUAAGAUAAUGUUGUCAAAGUAUGGGAGACAUUUUGAUGUGAAUCCAAAGGGUUGGAGGCUAUUUGCCGAUCUUCUGGAAAAUGCUGCAUUUGGAAUGGAAAUUCUGACGCCUGCAUUCCCGCAUCUCUUUGUUCCAAUUGGUGCGGUCGCUGGAGCUGGAAGAUCUGCAGCUGCAUUAAUCCAGGCAGCUACUAGGAGUUGUUUCUAUGCUGGGUUUGCUGCUCAGAGGAACUUUGCUGAGGUCAUUGCUAAGGGUGAAGCUCAGGGAAUGGUGAGCAAAUCCAUAGGAAUUAUGCUUGGCAUAGCAUUAGCUAAUGGCGUACAAUCUUCUACACCUCUUGCUCUUGCUUCUUUUGGUGUUAUAACUUGGAUCCACAUGUUCUGCAAUCUGAAAUCAUAUCAAUCCAUUCAGCUAAGGACUUUAAAUCCAUAUCGUGCAAGCUUAGUCUUCAGUCAGUAUCUGCUCACUGGUCUAAUCCCUUCGGUAAAAGAAGUCAAUGAUGAAGAGCCACUGUUUCCAGCUUUUCCCCUUUUGAUUGUAAAGCCCACUUCUGAAGAACAACUUGAAGUACUAUCUAAUGAUGCGAAGGAUGCUGCCUCUCAUAUUGAUCGCCGCUUGCAGCUCGGCUCCAAGCUCUCGGAUGUUGUGAAGAGCAGAGAAGAUGCAAUUGCUCUAUUUGAUUUGUACAAGGCUGAGGGUUAUAUUCUGGCAGAGCUUGAAGGAAGAUAUUUUGUGGUGCUCAAAGAAAGCUCGUCGCCACAGGACAUGCUGAAGUCAUUGUUUCAGGUCUGUUAUUUGUACUGGUUGGAGAGAAAUGCUGGAAUCCAAUCAAGCACCAUAAUUGGUGACUGCAGGCCUGGGGGAAGGCUCCAAAUAUCUCUGGAAUAUGUACAAGGGGAAUUCAACCAUGUCAAAAAUGACGGCGAGAUUGCAGGUUGGGUUGUCGAUGGCCUCAUCGCGAGGCCUUUACCUAAUCGAGUCCGUAUAGGCGACGGAACUGCAUCUCCUGUUGCUGUAAGCUGAACACCAAUCUCUUGUAUGGCCGUUUCUGAGCAAGAAAUGGGGUUGUUUUGUUAUGUGGCCAUCCAGAUGCGAUAUAUAGGAUCCACAUUCUAAGUUAGAGCCACUAGAGAAGUUCCAAUUGAAUAGAAGAUUGAAAAACCAGUGAUACAGCUGGGUUAGGAUGGAUAUACUCAACGUGCCACCUCUCGUGUUGCCCAUGGAGGGUUCACGUGGCAGUUGUAACUCUGAAAUCAGAAAUUCUUCGUCAGUGAGAGGCUCAAGUCGAAAUUAUGCACUUUUAAGGAGCAAGGUUAACAGUUAUUCUCUCUUCACUGCUACUGAUCUUGUGGGUUGCCUGUUUGAUCUUGUUACAAAUGAUCAAGUUAGGCUAACAUUGCUUCAAAUCCUUAGUUAUUCUGACAGGAUGUAUACCUAGGACAGGAUGGUUUGACGAUAUAAUCAAUUGGAUGCUGAUUACAUGUAUCUUUACUCUGCUUGAUCAAAAUAUCUGAUGGAUGGAAAGUUCUCAUACAGACUUUGUAUUGUUGUAUCAAAUCAAAUUAUAAUUGUUAUGUGAUUGAAUCGCGCACGAAUUAUUUAUCACGAGAUUAAAAUAGUUACAUAAGUAUAGACUGUGGGAUCACAUUUGAUUUUAUGUCCAAAUCGACCAUAAUUUUAUUUGGUUUAUGACACUAUUCUUCAUGUUUCUACUUGUCCGGUACUUGUAGACGGCUAAGCCCAAAAAUACCACCAACUCCUCAUAAAACCCACACCGAUUCAGAGCUUUGCUGCGCUAAUGAAAACAAUAGCCUCCAAUCCCCAUGCAAAGACUGCGCUCCUCCAUAUCGAUGUUUCUUCAACCAAGAACAACAAUUUCACUUCUGAUCAUCCAAUUCAAAUCCAGUUGCCCCUUCACAGACCACCCACACCUAUGAGAAUCAAACCGCCACCCAAGAAACCGAACCCGAAACCCGUUGCCACCACCUCCGACAUUCUACGCUUGAUGGACAGUCUCAAAUUGCCCAUACCACUAGACAUUUACACUUCGCUCAUCAAAGAAUGCACCAAAUUGCGCGACCCUUUGAAAGCCGUUGAGUUGCAUGAACAUGUGAGACGAAGUGGUCUUCGUAUGAAUUUACCUUUGCGUAACCGGCUUUUAUUGAUGUACGUAUCGAGUGGGCGCCUUGAUCACGCGCGCCAACUGUUUGAUCAAAUGUUUCAGAGGGAUUUUAAUUCGUGGGCUGUCAUGAUUGCUGGUUGUGUUGAAAAUGGGAAGUACAAUGAAGCCAUAGAUUUUUAUAUAGAAAUGCUACUGGAAGAAGAAUUUGAAGACGUUGGUAAUAAUCAGAUGGAACUUUUGGUUUCGGGUGUACUCGUGUGUGUUCUCAGAGCCUGUUUGUAUACAAGGGACUUUGAGCUUGGGAGGCAAGUGCACGGUUGGUUAUGGAAAAUGGGUUACUCGAGAAACGUUGUUUUGUGUAGUUUCUUGAUUAACUUUUAUGGGAAGCUGAAGUGUUUUGAUGGUGCUGAAAGUGUUUUCGAACAGGUUCGUUCUCCAAAUACAGUUGUGUGGACGUCUAGGAUCGUGAACUGUUCAAGCGACGGUAACUUUGAGGGAGUGGUUAGUGUCUUUAAGGAGAUGGGAAGGGAGGGCGUGACGAAGAACGGCUAUACGUUUUCAACUGUUCUUAAGGCUUGCAGGAUGAUGGGGGAUAUAGAGUGUGGGCGACAAGUUCAUGCAAAUUUGAUGAAAUUAGGGCUUGAAUCAGAUGGUUUCGUGCAGUGUGCAUUGGUCGACUUGUAUGGAAAAUGUGGUUGUCUGAAUGACGCUACUAGGAUGUUUGAGAUUGGUAAAAAUAAGAGGAAUGGUGCCUGUUGCAAUGCAAUGCUUACAAAUUAUACGCAACAUGGACUCUACAUUGAGGCAAUUAAACUUCUUUAUGAAAUGAAGAUGGCUGGCUUCAAGACCUGUGAAUCAUUAUUAAUGAAGUGAGGUUUGUUUGCAGGAGCAGAGUUCUAGAGAACAAGAUGGAUGAAUGUAGUUAAGUACACGGAAUUGCAUAUACACUGAUGGUUGGGUUUCACCUAUCUAGAUGAUAUCAUGCUGAUAUCUGUGCACUAGCAGCAUGCCGCAACUGCUUCCCUGAUCACAACCAUUUCACCUUCCAGGAUAGAGUACAGAAUCAGAGAGCGACCAAAUGGGUUUGAUUUUGCUGGUAGCUUAACGUGAUAGAUGUUUAAUCAGGCAAAGCAAGCUUUCAACAUACCUAUUAGUAUUUUGGUUUGGAUCUAUCUGUAGAUGGUUGCUGAAGACGAAUGGGCUUUACCGUUACCUGCCAUAUUUAGUACUCGUUUUACCCUUUGAUCCACACCUGGAUGAGGCAGUUCUAUAGACUAAUACUUAUUUAGGCAAUCAGUGAAAGAUCUAGCAGAAAUGUGGGAACUAUGAAGUACAUUGCUAAGGAGCUAUCAUUUGUGUUAUUGUAUGAUGUUAGCAAGGCAUCACAAAUGUUGGAUCCAUAUCGACUCUGUAGAAUUAUGGAAAUAGAUCAAAAUCUCGUUCUUCUGUUUCU
Sesamum indicum (sesame) is the source of this 4549-nucleotide messenger RNA. RefSeq names its product root UVB sensitive-like protein (Protein of unknown function, DUF647) (gene RUS1). Gene Ontology annotation, cellular component: chloroplast envelope. Gene Ontology annotation, biological process: response to UV-B; developmental process. The record is from RefSeq and is a predicted model, not a curated record. NCBI's taxonomy places the organism in Eukaryota, Viridiplantae, Streptophyta, Magnoliopsida, Lamiales, Pedaliaceae.